GCAGCUGUAGAUCAGAGCCCCCAGCUAAAGUGUAUAUCCCCCACCCUGUUUUGCUGUAUGUACCCUCCCUAUGUCAGGUUGGUCUCCUGGUUUAGAGGAGGUAUGGUUUGCCCCACUGUGUGACUGGGGCACCAGCGGGUCUGCCUGGGGUCUGUGUGGCUGUCUGAGGUCUUUGUACAGAUCUGUGUCAGAGUGCUGAGUUUCUUCUCUGUGUUUCACUCAAGCAGCUUCAGAGAUAGCUGCAUCUUGCUGUUUGUGCUUAUCAGGAUGUGGCCUGUUCUGUGGCUAGAGAAAAAGCAGCUGCUCUGAGCUGUGUAUAAGGACAGAGGCGUUUCCCCUUCUAUCUGUGGCACAAGGUGACAGUGCUCUGUUUGCUGGAAUUUGAGCUGAGCUGUGGAUCCAACAGCAGAGUUGGGUAUCAGAUUCUCACCUCUGCACCUUAGCCUAAUGCCUCGAGGAAAAAAUAAUUUAAACCCUGUGUCUGGAGGCUUAAGCUUGGCUGUGAAACUAGCUAAAGGCAGGCUGGCUGGGGUGCCUGGAAGCAGGAAAAGAGGAAGGAAGCAAGAGUGGGAAAAGCAGGGAAAGAGAGAAUAGGAAUCCCAAGGACAAAGAACUUCUCCGCAUCUGUUUCAGACCUGCGCAUCCCUUGUGGAGAGCUGCAUCUCAGCUGUUGCGGGGACUGUGCAAAAUCCAGAGCCUUGCUCCCACCUCAUGCAGGCGGUCCUUCCUGGGCAGAUGGUGGUAGCUCACGGUUUGAAGGUGGCUUCGUCUGUCACCUUGGAAGUGACAUGGUUCAUAGCCAUAGCUUUGUGGUGGUUGCCCAAAUGUCCUUUUCAUGGCCUGGGUCAUGUGUUAAUUUUUCAAGGGAUUUUAGGAGCACACAUGAGAGGGUGAUGCAGUCCCAGAACUAGUCCUCUUACUGGCUUUGCACACAGGAGUGGGGAGGCACAGUGCUUGCAACAGGGAAUCAAGAUGCCUUGGUUGAGAUUCUGGCUCUGCCACAGUCUCUCUGUGUGAUGUCAGGCAAAACAUGUAACUUCCCCUGCCUCCCAGUCCCAGCGUAGUGCUCUGUUUCUCAGCUAGCCCAUCUUUACAGCCCUUUGGGGAAGAAAUGUCUGCCUAUGUGCUUCUGCAGGGAGCAGCAAGUGGGGAUUUGCUUCUGGCUGGGUCUGCUAUUUGUUACGGUGAAUUGAUAGACAUUGUAGUAGCAGCAAAGUUCAAAAUAGAAACGUGAAGCAAAUUGGCUCCAUCAGCUGUCCUGAGCUGAGCAAACUGUACAUUAGAAGUGUGAGAAAUUGCCCCAGUCUCACACGGGAAAGGAUAGCUAUUCUUGGGAAGGUAGAAGGGCAGAUAGCUUCUGCAAGGGUGUGGUGUGCGUCCCUUAUAAAGAGGGGAAAUUUGCCUUGCUAGCAGUUAACACAUUCAUUCAUUGCUACAGCUAAUACUGCAGGUGCUUGAAAAAGGAUGUGUUGUACAGUCAACUCUUUAAUUAUUUCUGCAAAAUGAAUACACACUGUGGGUGAAUCCUGCAGAGAGAUAUAGUGGAGACAGAGGUGGCAGAGACACCAGAGUCAGUUCUGUGAGGAACCUAUGUCCAGCCAGUGCUGUUUGCCCACCUACUUACUGCAUAGCAGUACCUCUUCCAGGACCAACUCAGAUCCAGGAGGAAUUUAAUAGCUUUUGAGCAGAGUGAGUCCUUGUUGGACCUGAGCUGCUCUCCUUGCACUCCUUUUAGUGCUCAGAGCAUGGGGAGAGCUGGGCAAGGAGACCUGCAUGGCAGAAGGGAUGAGCUGGGUUCCAGCUGUCCCUAUCACAUUGAACUUAGCAUCAGCCAGGAGAGACUUAGGCUUUGUGCAGGGCAGGGCUUCUUCCAGAAGCCAGCACAGUGUUGUGAUUUACUGUAUGUUGAUUAGCCUUUUGUUUAGUCUAAUUUUAAAUAUUCAAAGAAAUUGAGUUUCAAUCUUUUUUUGUUUUCUUGGUAUAACUUAAGCAUUGGGGUACAUGGGAAGUGUGCACCAUUUUUGUGAUGCGGGGAUAGCAAGUAGCUCGCUAGUACUGAUACAAAUACUCUGAUUCCUCUUUCUGGACUUCCUGCUUCUGAAUAGAAGGUAAUGAAAAGAGGGAAGCCUGAGCUUACACACAAAUGGAAAGAAAUUGCCUGCCAAGUUGGACUGACUCACAGCCACUCUGCGAGAGACUUUAACAAGUGCAAAGUUGUAUUUGUCAUCUUCAGAUGUAAGUUGAUGGAAGAGGAGCUUGGUCAUCCCAAGAAAUCUGACUGGAAGCCAAGGUAGCAAGAAGAUCUGGAGGAGACUGUAGGAGAUGCUGUGUGGGAGGGUGGCAUACCAGUUCAUUGUAGUUACCAUAGGACUCAUUCUGUGUCCUCAGAUAUUGUCACUGUCUCAUUCUCUGCUCCUGGGGAGCACUGGAGAAGACAUGAAGGAAGAGCUGUCCUUGGCUCCUUCAACUCAUCCUGGGGAGUUUGGCUCCAAGCAAGGAGGGCAGAGCUCCUAUGCCCUGGGCACAUCACCCUUUUGUGUCAGUCCAAGAUCCUGUCCUGAGUAAGGACCCAAGACUUAGUGAAGCUGGACUUUAAUUUGGGGGAAGCACCAAUCUGAUGUGACACAGAAAGAUUGCUCUGCCUGGAGCAGCCUUUUGGGACUUCCAAAGCCAGGAGCCUCUUCGUAAAUUAAGCCCAUGUGUCCACCCUGCUUCUAUGAGUUGUUUCCCCCCAGCUGUCAUCUCAGUAGCCACAAGUGCAUCGCUCCUUAGUCUUACGUAGAGCUCUGAAGGUGUGCCUUCACCAAUUUGUUCUGAGCCUGCAACAUUCUGGCUGCUGUCCUUGUCAGAGUGUGGGAGUCACUGGAGAUGCUGGCAGGAAACUUGGCUCCUCUUAUUUUAUCUGUCCUCCAACCAUUUGGCGGCUGAGACUGAACGCCUGUGUGUGCAUUCCAGGGCUAUUGCUGAGUACUGUGUGGCAGGUUGUCAUCACCAUGGGGGAGGCUUACUGUGCUUUGGGUGAGUGCUCUCUCUUGCUGGGCAGAGCGUCCUCUGGCCCUAGUCUUCCAGGGACAUGGUAAGAAUGAGUCUUAGGUUGCAUGGGAGAAUCAGAAGCUGCACGGAUUGGAGCAAAGGUGCCAGAUAUCAAGAUCAUCUGCCUGGUGAACUUUGUUUUAUGCAUGAGCCUGCACUGAGUGUGAUGAAGUGUCUGCCAUGUGCACAGGAACUGAGAAAUCCGUGCAAAAGUCCAAGGAAGCCCCACAUGUGCCCAGCUCCCAGAAGUAUUCAUAGUGAUAGGCAGUUAUUGGCUCCUAUUGACAUUGCAAUGCAGUAAGUGGAGCAGGGAGGAGUCCAGCUGUCAGCAGGACAUGCAUCAGCAGGGCAGCCAAUGGGGGAAAAUGCCUUGAAGCUCAGUAUUGAUUCAUUUUAUGCUUAGUUUGGCAACACAGAUUUCCAAGGAGCAUGGCCAUGGUAUGCCUGGCCUGAUGAUGGGUGCAUCUUUCCACACCAGAGAUGCAUAAAAAUGAGACCACGUGGCCUUCAAACCCAGCGCUUUUUGCUACCUCUUGUGACCUGAGAGCUUCCAGUCUUGAAGCUAAGUGCAGAAAAGUACAUGGAGACUUAACAUUCAUCUCAGCCAAUGGAGAGCUGCCCUUGGUCCCCCAGGGAGAAGACCUUGUCUUUGCCUUACAAGCAUGGUCAGCAAGCCUCAAUGGACUGAAGCUGAGCAAAACCCCUGACUCCAUGACCUCCCUUGGCGAGCCUGUCCAUCCUGGAGCCAGACUCCAAGGCUUUCCUCAUCCUCAUGGUCUGUCUGUGCUGAGGAAGAUACACUGGAUAGUCCAGGGAAACUACUCUCCAUGGCAGGUUGUUGCCAAAGUGCUGUUUCUCUGGCAUUGCAAAAGUCUGGCAUGGUUGUGGCCAGGUUUUUGCGGGCGCUAGCUAGGCAACAGCAGCGGUAUCUUGGUGGGGGGCUAUAAUGCAGCCCCAACAGCCACUCUUGGAGGCUUCAGGAGGCUUUGAUUCUGCCAUUUGAACUCUGUAACAUAGACCUUUCAGAGGGGAUUACAGUGGCAGGCACUGAGGAUCAUCUAGAAACAGCUAUAGCUGGAGCUCAGCCUCCAUGCAGCCCUGGUCUGCACUGUGAUUCUACAGUCUCAUUGCACAAUUAAAUAAAACAGUCAUUGAUAUUUCUAUGUGUCUCCCAGACCAGCAGCUAAAUAUCCUUCCCCUUCACUGCCCUUUAUGCUUGCUGAGCACCGGACCUUCCUCCAGUGGGAGAAAUGAGCCCCAGCCGGGUGCCUGCCUGUUCUGAAUGCAGAGCUAUGCAGACAAAGCUUCAGGUUGUUCUGCACUGGUGGAGCAUGAGGUGGGUUCAUGCAGAUCUUACUUGGGUAUCAUGAAUGCUUUUGCAAUGAUGCUCCAGUGUAUGCACAGCGUGGGAGGAAGCCUUAUUCUCGAAGGAAUUAGCUCACAGACGUCUGGAAGAGCUGAAAGUAGACACAAGGCAGGAAGGAUCUUCAAAGGUCUGGAGGAUGACGGCCACCGUUUUGAAGAUAACCCUGGUGUGAGAAGGCAUCUGAUGAAAAAACCAUCUCGGAGUCAGAUCACCAGGACAAGCAAAAAAUUAGCAUCAACUCCUUCUGUCAAAAAGAAGAAGAAGAAGAAAAAGUUGGAUAGAAAGCCCCACGAGGUGUUUGUGGAGCUGAAUGAGCUGGUGGUGGAUAAGAACCAGGAGAUGCACUGGAGGGAGACAGCCCGUUGGAUCAAGUUUGAGGAGGAUGUAGAGGAGGACACAGCAAGAUGGGGGAAGCCCCACGUGGCUUCACUGUCCUUCCGCAGCCUGUUGGAGCUCAGGAAGACAAUUGCCCAUGGUGCUGUCCUCCUUGACCUGGAGCAGACCACUCUGCCUGGCAUUGCCCACCUCAUGGUGGAGACCAUGAUCAUCUCUGACCAGAUCAGAGCAGAAGACAGAGCCAAUGUGCUGCGUGCCCUGCUGCUGAAGCACAGCCACCCCAAUGAUGAGAAAGAGGGAUUCUUCCCGAGGAACCACUCCAGCUCCAGCAUGAACUCCAUCGUGGGGAACCACCACCACAACCACACCGACACUUGUGUGCCCCUCAUGGGGGAAGAGCGCAUUGAGAUGGCUGAUCCCAAGGCCAGUGAGACAGAGUGCAAGGAGAAAACCCCACAUCUCCAUAACUCUGAGGGCCACCGUAAAUACCUGAAGUUGAUGGAAAAGAUCCCUGAAGAUGCAGAGGCCACAGUGGUCCUCGUGGGUUGCGUGCAGUUCCUGGAGCAGCCAACUAUGGCCUUUGUCCGACUAAAUGAGGCCGUCUUCCUGGAAUCUGUCCUGGAGGUCCCGAUUCCUGUCAGAUUCAUCUUUGUGCUGCUGGGACCAAGCCAGGCCAACAUGGACUACCAUGAAAUUGGCCGCUCAAUCUCCACUCUUAUGUCCGACAAGCACUUCCACGAGGCUGCAUACAUGGCAGAUGACCGUCAAGACCUCCUCAAUGCAAUCAAUGAGUUUUUGGACUGCAGCAUUGUCAUCCCCCCAUCCGAGGUGGAGGGGAAAGACUUGCUCAAAUCAAUUGCCACCUUCCAGAAGUUGCUGCUGAUGAAGAGGAAGGAGAGGGAGCAGAAGUCCAUGAAGGAGGGGGCUGUCCAGGAAGCCAAAGAGCUGUGUGAAGUGAAAGCUGAGGAAGAAGAGGAGGAAGCUGAGGACGACCCUUUGAAGCGGACUGGAAUAUUUUUUGGAGGUCUGGUUCGGGACAUAAAGCGCAGGUACCCCAAAUACCUCAGUGACAUCAGAGACGCCUUGCACAGCCAGUGUCUCGCAGCCGUUCUCUUCAUCUACUUUGCUGCUCUCUCUCCUGCCAUCACCUUCGGGGGACUCCUAGGGGAGAAAACUGAAGGUCUCAUGGGGGUUUCUGAGCUGAUAAUCUCCACCUCGGUUUUAGGGAUACUCUUCUCCCUGCUUGGAGCUCAACCGCUCCUGGUCAUUGGCUUCUCAGGGCCUCUGCUGGUGUUUGAAGAAGCUUUUUACAAGUUCUGCCAGACACAAGGCAUUGAGUAUCUGACAGGCAGAGUGUGGAUUGGUUUGUGGCUCAUCGUCUUCAUCUUCAUUAUUGUGGCAGCUGAGGGAAGCUUCUUGGUGCGCUACAUCUCGCCCUUCACCCAGGAGAUCUUUGCUUUCCUCAUCUCCCUCAUCUUUAUCUACGAGACCUUCUACAAACUGUACAAGGUGUUUGCAGAACAUCCUCUGCUGAAAUUCUACCCACCGAAUGUGCAGAGUGGCCUGAAUGCCAGCAUGCUCUCUGCGGAUGCGAUGUCACUGGGAAUCAGGAUGCAGCCCAACACUGCUCUCCUCUCCCUCAUCCUCAUGCUAGGCACCUUCUUCAUUGCCUUCUUUAUGCGCAAGUUCAAGAACAGCCGUUUCUUAGGAGGAAAGGCUCGGCGAAUCAUCGGAGACUUCGGGAUCCCCAUCUCCAUACUGGUCAUGGUGCUGGUGGAUUACACCAUCACUGACACAUACACGCAGAAGUUGAAUGUCCCCUCUGGCCUGUCAGUCACAUCUCCUCACAAGCGUGGCUGGUUCAUUCACCCCAUGGGCAGCAGCGGGACCUUUCCAGUGUGGAUGAUGUUUGCCUCUGCCAUCCCGGCCCUCCUGGUCUUCAUUCUUAUCUUCAUGGAGACACAGAUCACUACGCUGAUUGUUAGCAAGAAGGAGAGGAAGCUGCUGAAAGGCUCUGGCUUCCACCUAGACCUGCUGCUUAUUGGCACUAUGGGGGGACUUUGCGCGCUCUUUGGGCUGCCUUGGCUGACUGCGGCGACAGUGCGCUCUGUCACCCACGUCAAUGCCCUGACGGUCAUGAGCAAGGCCAUUGCACCAGGAGAGAAGCCCAAGAUUGAGGAGGUGAAGGAGCAGCGUGUGACUGGAGUGCUUAUUGCUGCUCUUGUCGGUCUGUCCAUUGUGAUGGGGAACAUGCUGCGGCAGAUCCCACUGGCCGUGCUCUUCGGCAUCUUCCUGUACAUGGGGGUUACAUCGCUCACUGGCAUCCAGCUCUAUGAGCGGCUGCUCCUGAUCUUCAUGCCAUCCAAGCACCACCCUGACCACAUCUAUGUUGUCAAGGUGAAGACCUGGAGAAUGAAUCUCUUCACCUGCAUUCAACUGGCCUGCAUUGUGCUGCUCUGGGUGGUGAAAUCUACAGUGGCAUCCCUGGCCUUCCCCUUUGUCCUGAUCAUGACAGUGCCAUUGCGACGCUUUGUGCUGCCCCACUUCUUCCACGACAGGGAGCUCAAAGCGCUGGACUCAGAAGAUGCAGAGCCAAACUUUGACGAGGACGGCCGGGAUGAGUACAACGAGCUGCACAUGCCUGUGUGAGCUGAGAGCUGCCCUCUCCACUCAUGAGACAGGCUGCUCACGCCUGCUCAUCCCUCUCAAGGACUAACUGGAGACUUGCUGUGAGUCAUGCGAUCUCUUGCCUGAACCAACAAAUGGCUGUCCUAUAGCCCCACAGGAGGCAGCCCUGACUCCUGCUGCCCCAUCGCUUACUCAGCAGAGGCUGUGAGUCUCUCUCCUCUUGGACCUGGUGGGCUGAGAGAUGCCUCUCACAUCACAGAACUGUGUGGGUCCUGAGUGCCCAUGGGUCAUGGCUCUGCCCCCUCCUCGCUGGAGGCAGCCUGUGCCUGAUCUCCUGGUGGUGAAGGGGAGCCAUGCCAGCUGUGCCACUGUGUCCCUCUCCACUACCAUGAAGCUUGGGUGUCUCAGCACCUUGUGCCACUGAGCAGUCACAGAGAUGGGCUGGAUGCUACCUGCAGACGGCCAAUGGGCUUCUCCUAGGCCAGCAGCCUCCUUGCUCAACUGGCAGAUGCCUUGCUCCUGCUCCCUUUCCUCCUUCCAGGAGAGCUCAUGCUGAGCCUGUGCCACAGACCCUGGCCCAUGAGGCUUCUGCAGCCUGGCAGAUGGGCAGGAAGGGACCAGUACCCUGGUCCUGUCCUCCAGACCAGCAUCCGUCCAGUCAUGAUCCCAGAGGACUGUUUUCAGCUCUUGCUUGGCAGGGGGGAGGCUGUUUGAUUCCUCCUGAUUUUCCCAACCCUUUCCACAAGAAAACUGCAGAGGAAGGGGAGGCUGGUAACAAGCAGGUAUCCUGAAGCCUCGAGUGCCUGUCCUCUUGCAGGGGUUAAGAGGAGUCCUGUGCCGUUCUGCACCUCCAUACAGGUUGCAGGGGUAAAAAUUAAUCACUGGGCUGCAUCCCAGUUCCUGAUUCCCACGUUCUUGCCCCUGAGAGCAAACCAUAUUUAAGAAGCUGUACAAGAGAUAUCGUGCUGGAGUGCAAAACAGUCCUUUGGGUGUCCUCCCUUUCCCUGUGCAGUGAUCCACUGGGUCUGGCUCUCUGCAGUCCUAUGAGGAAGUCACUGAAACCUCCAGCUCACAUUCUGCUGCCAUACCAGCGUCCUGUGUGACCUUUAGUGCCCAGGGGUGCCUUCCAGGUAGGAAGGAGCAGCAUUCAGCAUGCCCAGCACUCAGCCCCAUUCACUUCUGGGCAGUUCCAAACACCUUUCCACCUGGCAGAGCUGUCCCCUGGGGUCUCCCCUAACUCAGAGCUGCCCCAAGAACUGAUGAUGGUCGCUGGCCCCAUUGGCUCUGAGGGUAGUGCCAGAGGAGAAGGCCCUCUCAGCCUCUCCCUGAUGGUUGGAGCCAGAGUGGCCUUCUGGAAGAGGCUGGGAUGCUCACUUUACUAUUGCAUCUGGGACAAGCUGCUGCUCCAGUUCCUAUUUAUCAGCCUGGCUUCUUCCAGAGGUGGUGGAUGCUUCAGCACUGGGAGGGUUCAAUGCCUUUCCAGGAGGCUCCAGAAAUAUCCCACCGGAGAGAGAAACCUCCCCCUGCAGCAGGUUCCUGCCCCACAACCUGGCCCCUUCACAGGGUCUGGGGUGGAGAGGCAAGUGUCUCCAUGUGUCUGUGGCCAUGUGUGUCCUGUCCUCACUGUGUAGUGUAGGAGGCCUGUUGUCGCUGUGCAUUGUGACUCCUCUGACUGUAGUGGAAACAGCUACACCAAUAAACUCUUCACAGGAAUCGU
Molecule: messenger RNA, 9080 nt
Organism: Neopsephotus bourkii (Bourke's parrot)
Lineage: Eukaryota; Metazoa; Chordata; Aves; Psittaciformes; Psittacidae
Gene: SLC4A3
Product: solute carrier family 4 member 3
Exons: 18
Coding region: 4316-7384 (1022 amino acids)
Biological process (GO): monoatomic anion transport; bicarbonate transport; regulation of intracellular pH
Cellular component (GO): plasma membrane
Molecular function (GO): monoatomic anion transmembrane transporter activity; solute:inorganic anion antiporter activity
Source: RefSeq, a predicted model, not a curated record